AGUUGAGUUGAGGUCCCUUGUUCUUGUGUUUCUCUUCUAACCUGCUGCCUCCUCUCUCCCUCCUCUCCAGGCUUGUGCAGUGGCAGCAGCACUUUGGUUUAAGGGGCUUUCUACUGCUGCCCCUGUCUUCAAAGGGGCUCAUGAAGAGGCUAGCAAUUGUGAUUCUUCUCCUAGUUGUUGUUGAUGCCGACAGGGGCAUCAGAAGUGAUGCCCGUGGCUACUGCAAUUACAAACGAAGCUUGAAUCCGAGACCACAUAGUGUCACCAUAACAGAAUUUGGGGCGGUUGGAGACGGUGUAACCUUGAACACGGUGGCCUUCCAAAAUGCUGUCUUUUAUUUGAGGUCAUUUGCAGAUAAAGGAGGAGCUCAGCUCUAUGUUCCAAAAGGGAAAUGGCUCACCGGAAGCUUCAACCUAACCAGCCACCUUACUCUCUUCUUGGAGAAGGAUGCAGUGAUUAUUGGAAGUCAGGAUUCGUCUCAAUGGCCUAUCGUAGAACCAUUACCCUCCUACGGUCAGGGGCAAGAUCUUCCAGGUCAGCGGCAUCGUAGCUUGAUAAAUGGAUAUAACUUGACCGACAUAGUGAUAACAGGUGAUAACGGAACUAUUGAUGGGCAGGGGCUUGUUUGGUGGGAGUGGUUCAACUCCCGGACUCUGAAUUAUAGCCGACCUCAUGUUCUCGAACUCGUGAACUCUACUGAUGUCUUCGUUUCAAAUUUAACUUUCUUGAAUUCGCCUGCAUGGAGCAUCCAUCCAGUCUACUGCAGCAACAUCGAUAUCCAGAACAUAACAGUUUAUGCUUCAUUCGAUUCUCCAUUUACAAAUGGCAUUGUUCCAGAUUCCUGCUCAAAUAUGUGCAUUGAAGACUGUAGUAUUGAAGUUGGACAGGAUGGCAUUGCUCUUAAAAGUGGUUGGGACAAUUAUGGUAUCACUUUCGAUAGACCUUCAACCAAUAUCCAUAUCAGGAAGGUCCAUUUGCAGGCACCACUCGGCUCGGGACUCGCUUUCGGCAGUGAGAUGUCUGGUGGAAUCUCACUUAUAUAUGUUGAGAACCUCCACAUUGACAACUCUUUGACCGGCAUCAGCUUUGAAACAGCCCUUGGUCGCGGUGGCUUCAUAUCAAGCAUUGUCAUAUCGAAUGUGGAAAUGGAGAAUGUGCACGAAGCGUUUUGGUUCACUGGCAACUCUAGUAGCCAUCCUGACGACCAGUAUGACCCAGACAUCCUCCCGGUCAUCCAACAAAUUACCUUAAAAAAUGUGAUUGGCACCAACAUAUCAACCGCUGGGUUCUUCUCAGGAAUUGACAAUGAUCCCUUCACUGCUAUUUGUCUCUCAAACAUCACAUUGUCCAUCUCCUCUGACCAUGAUCUCCCCUUCUCUUGGUCUUGUUCAAAUGUUUCAGGAUACUCCGAAUCUGUCUUUCCUAGUCCAUGCUCCAACCUCACUUCAAACUCGUCCCACUUCUGCUUCUCUCUCGAUGACUUCACCACCCUCGCAGAAGCUUGAUAAACACUCGGCUUUGUAGUUGCGAUAUUCGUUUCAGGCCUUGAUCGUGUACAAUCAUGAAACUUAAGCUUCAUCGCCCAUUGUUUGUUUAUUCUUGCUCCCUCAAUAAAUCCCAACAAUGAAGAUGCUUUUUUCCUCCAUUGAUCAUUGAGUUGAUGCUUGUUCACCAUCUUUCUUAAUUAGUUCUAAAUGGAAAAAAAGGGAUGGAAUUAGAGAUGUUAAUGUGGAUUUUUGUACAGUUAAAUUUCUUCAUUCAAUCUGUAAGAAAAUUUUUUGGUAAUGCAUGGUAUGGAAUCCAUACAUUUGCUUGA
This is a messenger RNA of Zingiber officinale, 1816 nucleotides long. RefSeq names its product probable polygalacturonase. Lineage: Eukaryota; Viridiplantae; Streptophyta; Magnoliopsida; Zingiberales; Zingiberaceae. The transcript is spliced from 6 exons. The record is from RefSeq and is a predicted model, not a curated record. Gene Ontology annotation, molecular function: polygalacturonase activity. Gene Ontology annotation, biological process: carbohydrate metabolic process. The coding region runs from base 141 to 1505 and encodes 454 amino acids.